This is a messenger RNA of Rosa rugosa (rugosa rose), 1062 nucleotides long. RefSeq names its product ubiquitin carboxyl-terminal hydrolase 3. NCBI's taxonomy places the organism in Eukaryota, Viridiplantae, Streptophyta, Magnoliopsida, Rosales, Rosaceae. Gene Ontology annotation, cellular component: cytoplasm. The coding region runs from base 86 to 796 and encodes 236 amino acids. The transcript is spliced from 9 exons. Gene Ontology annotation, molecular function: cysteine-type deubiquitinase activity. Gene Ontology annotation, biological process: protein deubiquitination; ubiquitin-dependent protein catabolic process. The record is from RefSeq and is a predicted model, not a curated record.
UAAACCACAGUCCACAGCACCAAAAGAACUCUCAGAAUUCCCUUAACACACGAAAAGGAAAAGGCACCAGAAUCAAAUCCCAGAGAUGGCUUCUCCCUACAGAACCCAGUCCGCUAAGAGAUGGCUUCCUCUUGAAGCUAAUCCCGAUGUUAUGAACCAGUUCCUUUGGGGAUUGGGUCUUCAAGAGGAUGAGGCAGAAUGCUAUGACGUUUACGGUUUGGAUGGAGAACUCUUAGAAAUGGUUCCAAAGCCUGUACUUGCUGUGCUGUUUCUUUAUCCUUUGACCCCUAAGACUGAAGAAGAGAGAAUGAUGCAGUUAAAUGAAAAACAGGAAACCAAAGAUAAUGUUUAUUUUAUGAAACAAACCGUGGGCAAUGCUUGUGGAACUAUUGGACUUCUGCAUGCUGUUGGAAACAUCACUUCAGAGAUCAAACUUGUUGACGGGUCAUUCUUGGAUAGAUUUUUUAAAAGUACUGCAAGCAUGGAUCCAUUGGAGCGUGCAGCAUUCCUUGAAAAUGACAAUGAAAUGGAAGUUGCUCAUUCAGUAGCAGCUACUGCUGGUGACACAGAGGCUUCAGAUGACGUUGACACUCACUUUAUCUGCUAUGCAUGUGUGGACGGGGAACUAUAUGAGCUUGAUGGGAGGAAGUCAGGUCCAAUCUCUCACGGCCCGUCUUCACCAACCACUCUAUUGCAGGAUGCAGCUAAAGUCAUACAGGGCAUGAUCCAGAAAAAUCCCGAGUCUCUCAACUUCAACGUCAUUGCCAUUUCAAAGAAAUCCGGGGGAUUUUCUUAAGUUGGAGGCUUCCAAGCCCCUCAAAAAUGGUUGAAAUUUCAAUGUAGGCAUUUUCAUACUGAACUAUCCUUUUCCCAGUUAAUAUUUGCUAGCUUCGUCUUUUAGCAUAAGCUGCCUGGAUUUAGUCCAUGGUAAACAAUCCUUAAUCACUGUAACCAACUGGUAUGGCAUCAAUUGCGAGUAUAUGGAUGGAGUAACCCCAUUUUGCUAAACUGAAUGCUAUGUUAAAUAUUUCCUGGUCGAAAGCAAUGUUUGUGUUUAUUGGA